GGUCAUUACAGUUUCUCUGUUCCUGGUGUUCGAUACUGUCCUGAUGUUAGAUUACCAAUUUUAAUAUCAUACGAUAGCCAGAAAGGUUGGCUAGAGUGUUUUAAGACAAUUUGGUCAUUCGACAAGGUGGGUCGGUGCAAGUGUUACGAGCAAAUAGUAGUUUGGUGAUGCUUUUCCAAUAAAGGGAAAUGUAAUGCCUCUUUGUUGGCGCAGUGGAGGAAGUGGAACUUUUCUGUAUUUAGUGGACGCUGUAAUGUAUCGCUAGAUGGCAAUUGGUGAUUAGUUCAUUAAUGGUGUUUCUAUUUUCCUGCACUGGCGAUUUUCAUGGAAAAAUACGAAGUACCUUUGGCUAUUUCUCGCUGAAUAAGGUGUUUCCGAUCAGCGCACCAUCGAUCGAUUACUAAAACGUAGUGCUGGGCGAUAAAUUCUUCAUCUUCGUCAAUAUGACCAAUAACCAUCCCGGAAUCUGCAUCGAGAAAAAGUAGACCUAAAGCGAGCGAUUAGUUGCAAGCAAGGGAAGCAGUCAUUUCAUCGUAAUCGCAUUAAAAAGUGCAGCAGCAGCAGCAGGAGCAGCAGCUAAGCAACCCACGACGACGGUAGUCGUAACUAGGGGGAAAAGCGAAUUCUAGAGAGUGAGAGACUGGUACACCUACAUCUUCGGUAUUCGAAAAUUAUUUUCCUUUUUUAAGUUUGAAUGGUGCCCCGUAUAGAUCCUCAAAAUUGAUUGCGUUCGGGAACCGAUCGACGGCGGCUCUUCGGCAAGGUCCUGCUCGUCCUCUUCGUCGUCGUCGGACGAGGAGCUCAAUGAACGGCCAGUACCGCCGGCACGGAAGCGCCCGCGUAAGUCAGCCACUGCCACUACUGAUCCGCCGUGUCAUCCGGUCCUCGCAACCGACGCAGGACUCGUCGUCAUCCGCGUGGUAGAAGGAGGAGUGCCCGUAGUAGCCGAAGACGGAGCGGAAGAAGUCCAACACCGACUCUCGUUGGGUGGAGGUUUCGCGGUGGCCGAACUCGGGCAAGAAGAACAGCAGCAGCAGCAGCAGCAGCAGCAAUUAGACGCACAAAUUAGUGCACCGGAUCCGUUGGAGGACGAGCAACCGAAUACUGUGUACGAGGAACAGGACCAGCACGACGCAGCACGCCAGCGACUACACCGACGCUCGACUGUGGAAGCGCGGGAGCAAGCUAGGGAAGGGGAACGGUACGGCGGGGACGGAAGUCGUCCUGCUGCUGCUACCACCGCCGCUGGUCGUCGAAGGUCGCGUGCUGGAAACGCGGCAAUAAUCAGUGCUGCCGGCGAUACUAUUGGUGUUAGUGGUAGUGGUGGUGGUGGUAGUGGUGGCAGUCGCGGGAACGUAGCGGCGGAACAGCAGCAGCGAGUAGGUAGUAAACGUCGUAGCACACGGACACAGCAGCGAAGCUCAGUAGCUCCAACAACAACCAACGAACCAACAACCACCCCAGGGGUUGACCGGUGUAGCAAUCGGUUGCGAUCUGCUUCCUCGUCGACGUCGUCGGCUGCAUCAUCGGCUGCUGCCACGAGCGGACAUUCACACCAUCAUCAACGUCAUCAUCAUUCCGCACGCGCGUUAGACACCAGAACAACCGAGAGCAGCAACAAAGACAACUCGGUACCAGUGGUAGAGCGGUCGGAGGUAGAUCCCACCGGUGGCGUAGUGGAGAAAGAGGUGCCUAGGGAAGAGGAGGAGCGCCGGAGUGACGAAGCCAGCCCACAGUCGAAACGUCGGCGAAGGAUGCUGAACGAUAAUAGCACCAGUCGCAACGGUGCCGUCGCACCAUCGACCGCUUCUCCGAUGGACGCGUCGAACUGUGAUCUAAAUGGUCACAAUGUGGCCAACAACAGCAGCGGAAGUAGUAGUGGAAGUAGCAUCGCCACCGCCAACAACAACAGUAGUAGUAGUAGUAGUAACGCCACCGCUAGCAAUAACUCGAACGCAGCGGAAAACGACAAUGGUGUCGCAAACAAUGGACUGACCACGAAUGGCGAUGGAGGAGGAGGAGGAGCAGGAGGUGGUGGUGGUAGCGUCACUCACAGACAGCCGCACCGGGUUGUGAAGCUGGACAAAACAAACCAGGACAUUGUGCGGUUAAUUGGCCAGCAUCUGAAGGACAUCGGGUUGGAGCGUAGCGCGGAGAUGCUGAUGCAGGAGUCGGGCUGCUGUCUGGAGCACCCGGCCGCCACCAAGUUCCGCAUCCACGUGCUGUCCGGUGACUGGACGAAGGCGGACCAUGACCUGCAGGAGCUGCAGUCGAUGGUGGACAGCAAAACCGACCGUGCCAGCAUGAGUGAAAUGAAGUUUCUGCUGCUCGAGCAGAAGUACCUCGAGUUUCUGGAGGAAGGCCGUCCGAUCGAUGCACUGCACGUGCUGCGCAACGAGCUGACCCCACUGCAGCACAAGACACCGCGUGUCCACCAGCUGUCCUCGUACAUGAUGUGCACCAACAACCAGGAGCUGUACGCAAGGGCCGGCUGGGAGGGCAAGGGCGUCAAAUCGCGAACUAGACUGAUGGACCGGCUGCAGUCGUACCUGCCGGCGACGGUCAUGCUGCCACCGCGGCGCCUUCGCUCGCUGCUGGCCCAAGCGGUCGAGAUGCAGAACGAACGCUGCCAGUGCCACGAUAUGGCGUGGAGCACCAGCAUCGAGAACGUGUCGCUCCUGGUCGACCACAACUGCAGCUCGGACGGGUUCCCGCUGCAGGCGCUGCAGGUACUAAAUGACCACUCAGACGAGGUGUGGUUCUGCAAGUUCUCACCCGACGGGCUCCGGCUGGCGACCGGCUCGAAGGACAACAGCGUGAUCGUGUGGGAGGUGGACCCGGUGAAGCUGCUCCUGCGCAACAAGCGUUCCUUCGAGGGCCACACGUACGGCGUAUCGUACAUCGCCUGGAGCCCGGACUCGAAGUACUUCAUCGCGUGCGGCCCGGACGACUGCCCGGACCUGUGGAUCUGGGACGUCGAGCAGGAGAAGUUGAUGACCAAGUUCUCGCACUCCACCGACGACAGCCUGACGUGUGCGGCGUUUAACCGUGACGGUACGCGCUUCGUGACCGGCGGUACCCGCGGCCAGUUCUAUAUGGUCGACCUCGAUGGUAUCCUGCACGACAACUGGGAGGGUGUCCGCGUGAACGGGCUUGCCUUCCUGUCCGACAACAAGACGGUAUUGGCGGCCGACACGCACUACCGAAUACGGGGCUACAGCUUCGACAAUCCGCGCACCGACUACGGCAUCGUGCAGGAGCAGUGCCCCAUCAUGACGUUCUCGGUCAACUCGGCCGAUCGACUCGCCCUGCUCAAUAUAUCCUCCCAGGGGCUGCACCUGUGGGACCUGCAGGACAAGUGUCUCGUCCGGCGCUUCCAGGGCGUCACGCAAGGGAACUACACCAUAUACUCGUGCUUUGGCGGCGUAAACGAAAGCUUCGUCGCCAGCGGCAGCGAGGACAAUAAGGUGUACAUCUGGCACAUCCGGCGCGAGGAACCGCUGGCCACGCUCAUCGGUCACACGCGCACCGUCAACUGCGUCAGCUGGAACCCGGUCUACCCGUCGCUGCUGGCGUCCGCCUCGGAUGAUGGUACCGUGCGCAUCUGGGGCCCCCAGCAGCCACACUCUCAGUGGAGUCCGAACCUUGCCGGGGGAAGCCUGCAGCAACAGCAGCAGCACCAACAUCCCCAAGUGCAUACCAACGGGAAUGCCUCGGGCGGUGCCGCCGAUAGUGCCUCGAUCAGCUCGACCGGUUCCGCUACCUCGUCCACAUCGUCGUCCGGCUCGUCGUCCGGCUCCACAUCGGGAGGCAGUGGCGCUGCGGGUGGUUCCGGAGGAGGUGGUAACGUUGCCGCCGGCGGUGGUGGUGGAGCAGGUGCAGGAGGCGGCAGUAUCGAAGUACUAUCAACCUCUUCAUGGAAUAUCACAUAAUAUUAGAUAUUUAAUCAACCCGGUCUCAAGGAGAGGAGGAUUUAAGCGAAAGUUGAAAGCAAAGGCGGUAUAAACACAUCAGCACACACCAUCGUCGGCCGGUAGUUACCGAUGAUUCUCGGAAGGGCAAUAAACGAAGGAUAAUGAUAAGGAUAGACACACAAAAACACUUUCUAUACUCACAUCUGGCGUAUUUCAUUGAUUGACGGAGCUCCCGAUCCGUGCGUGCGUGCGUGCGACUGCUGGAUUUAAACAAUUGGUAGAUUUAAUAUGUUAUAAACACAUAUGAAUAAACACUUACACAUAACACGCUACCACACACAGACACAUACACACAAUCUCUAGGGAUACGUUGUAGUUUUAAUGAUCGAACCACGAUGAUAAAAAAAACCCAUGGGACGAGAAAAUUAAACCUUAAAAUCCGUUGCAGAACGCAGAACAUUUUGAAGAGGAUAAUUACGGACGACGUGGAAAAAAUAUAACAGGAUGGCUUCUGAAUGCAAGACGAAAGAUUCGAGUUGAUUUGAGCCCUUGGCCUCGACACCGGAUGCUGUUUUAUCUCACGUGGUUGUAGGAGAACGUUGGCGCUAACAGUAGGCGAACGCAGCGGGAAUAAAAGCAAAUACUUUAGCACUAUCCAAGUCCGUACUAAUUGUAGAAUAAAUGAUCAGUAAUAAGGCUCGAUUGGUUGAGAUCGAACGAAACAGCAAUGUAGCAGCAGCAGCACCAGCGAAAAUAAUCUAUUAUUAGAUUUGAUUAGUUCGGUAAGGAAAUCAAGCGAAGCGAGCGAAAGCAGUGAAAGAAGAAGCAAGUGUUAGUUUAAUAAUUAAUAAAAAAAAGGAUGCAAAAAAAUAAAUUAUUUGUCAAUCUUUGUGGAGGCGAGACGCUUGUUUGUAGGGUGGUUCGAGGGACAAUGCAACCCUAUUUCUCAUAAACUCUUUUGGCCACGCAAGAGGCCAUUUUUUUUUGUUUAUUUUUCCCUUCACCGCCUGCUGAGCAAAACUAUCCAUUCAGUUAAAAAACCGCAACAAUUCACAUCAGCGUGUGUGGAACAUUUCACAUCAGCGUAUGUGGAACGAGCCCCAUUUUGUGUGUAGCGAUUCGACCAACAACGGUGGUUCAUAAAAACCGACACCUGUUUGUUUGAUAUUUUACGUAGUUUUAAAAAAAUUAAUGAUAAGUUCAUCCCUUUUUUUGCGAAUUGUUAAGAGAAUAAUAUUAAGUCCAUUGGCUCCAUUUUUCCAUUCGUGAGUUUAUUGCCGUUCAUAAUUUGAACACGGUUUAUUAAUUAAUUCUGAUGAAAACUUUCAUGCUCUCCGUUAGUCACUAGCGAGCGGUUAACUUUUUCGGCGAAUCAAAAUAGAUACACAUUCAAAGUAACACGUCCCCAAAUUAGGCAUAACGGAAAUCAAACGAUACAAACCCGAGGAAGAAAAUGGGAAAGAAACGUUUCUUUGCAUUACUAUAAAAUGUGCACUAACUGCGCAGAUUUCUUUUUUUGCCCUCCCAUAGUAGCAUGCAAUUUAUUUUCAUUUUAUUUACAUCAUGUGUGAGUGAUAAGAUAUCAUCCCUAUCUAAAAGUGUAUGCUGGCUUCAAAGACGAAGAGGCAAAAGUUCCCCAGCAAAAGUCCUCCAACGCGAGAUACAGAAUUUUCGGUGGCUUAGAGUCAGCAUAGAGCAUAACAACUCCAUUACCGAUGGAAGAACAGCAGAAAAAUAAUGAAAAAACAUACGACAAAUGUAUGAGACCGUAUUUGAAGCGAUGGCGAAUAUCCAACGAAAGUGAACUUUUCGGGGUCAUGGGAAUUUUGUUAAUUGAAUAAAAU
This is a messenger RNA of Anopheles coustani, 5758 nucleotides long. RefSeq names its product WD repeat-containing protein 26 homolog. Gene Ontology annotation, molecular function: protein binding. The record is from RefSeq and is a predicted model, not a curated record. Gene Ontology annotation, cellular component: GID complex. Bases 1755 to 3932 code for a protein of 725 amino acids. Gene Ontology annotation, biological process: proteasome-mediated ubiquitin-dependent protein catabolic process. Lineage: Eukaryota; Metazoa; Arthropoda; Insecta; Diptera; Culicidae. The transcript is spliced from 4 exons.